AGGAUGGCGCGCCUGGGUUUCCUCCUCCCCGUGGGCUUCCUCCUCCUCAACAACAUCAUGGCCCAGGGAGAGUAUGGCGUGGUCCAUGUGGUGUCGGAGAACUGGAGCAAGGACUACUGUGUCCUUUAUAGCUCUGACUACGUCAACCUGCCACAGGACCUGCGCCACGCCCCGCUCCUGCCCCUACACCUUGGCACCAUGGCACCUUGGUGCCCGAGCAAGGACUCUUCCCACCAGGCCCAGCCUGGCUCCCCUAGCCAGCGGCCCCUCCACCACACCACUGCCAUGGUCAUGAGGGGCAACUGCAGCUUCUACGACAAGGGCUGGCUGGCUCAGGGCCAGGGUGCCCAUGGGCUAAUCAUCGUGAGCCGGAUCAGUGGGCAACAGUGCUCAGACACCACCCUGGCGUCCCAGGACCCCCACAAGCCCCUGCCCGACCUCACCAUCCCUGUGGCUGUGCUCCGCUACACCGACAUGCUCGACAUCCUCAGUCAUACUUACGGGGACGGCGUGGUCCAUGUGGCCUUGUACGCACCCCCAGAGCCCAUCAUGGACUACAACAUGGUGGUCAUCUUCAUCCUGGCUGUCGGCACCGUGGCCGCUGGUGGCUACUGGGCUGGGCAGACCGAGGCUGACCAGCUGCAGCGGCACCGGGCCCGAGGAGGAGGAGGGGGACCUGGAGGUCACAAUCAGCCACAAGCAGCAGUGGCCGAAGGGGCCCAGGGGCCCCAAGAGGAAGAAGAAGAUGAGGAUGCGCCAGUGGACUUCACGCCAGCCAUGACGGGUGUGGUGGUCACCAUGUCCUGCUCCAUCAUGCUGCUACUCUACUUCUUCUAUGACUAUUUCGUCUACGUCAUGAUUGGAAUUUUCGGCCUGGGUGCUGGCACUGGCCUCUACAGCUGCCUGGCCCCCCUGGUGCGCUCCUUGCCCCUGUGGCAAUACCGGCGGUCCCUGCAUGGUCGCCGGGCCUUCCUGCAGCCACCCCUGCUGAUGCUGGCUGGCCUGUGCAUGCUGGUGACCAUCCUCUGGGUUGCCUACCGUAAUGAGGACAGCUGGGCAUGGCUCCUGCAGGAUGCGCUGGGCGUGGCCUACUGCCUGUUUGUCCUGAGACGGGUGCGGCUGCCCACACUCAAGAGCUGCACCUCCUUCCUGCUGGCCUUGCUGGCCUUCGACGUCUUCUUUGUCUUUGUCACUCCCCUCCUCACCAAGACUGGUGAGAGCGUCAUGGUGGAGGUGGCCAUGGGCCCGGCGGAGUCCUCUCGCCGAGAGAGGCUGCCCAUGGUGCUCAAGGUGCCCCGGCUAAGCUUCUCGGCCUUGACCCUCUGCGACCAGCCCUUCUCCAUCCUUGGCUUUGGGGACAUCGUGGUCCCCGGCUUCCUUGUGGCCUACUGUCACCGCUUUGACGUACAAAUCCAUUCACACCAGGUCUACUUUGUGGCCUGCACCAUGGCCUAUGCCGUGGGCCUGCUGGUCACUUUCAUGGCCAUGGUUGUCAUGCAGAUGGGCCAGCCUGCCUUGCUCUACUUGGUGUCCAGCACCCUGCUCACCAGCCUAGCUGUGGCUGCCCACCGCCAAGAGCUCGCCCUCUUCUGGACCGGUAAGGGCAGAGACAAGCUCUGCAGGGCUCUUUCAUCUGACUCCGAGCAGGACCCAGGGCAUGCAGCAGAUGCCCACAUGAUCAGAGAGUCUGAGGGAGCCACCAAUCAGGGGCCAGGGGACUUAGACAGCAAUACAGGGGAAGACACAGCUGACAUUGUCACCAUAUCUGAGGAUGAAGCCACCAGCACGGAUGGCCACAGUGACAGCUCUGAGGGCUGGAGUGAUGCCAAUGUGGAUCCCCAGGAGCUUCCCUCUGUUUCCCCUGCAGCCUCAGAGCUGAUGCCAUUGAUGCCUCUGCUGUCCCAGCCUUCGGAGCUGGGCCACACCCACACCCAGGCCCGAGACGCCAGCUUGCCCUGGGCAGGGCUCCACAAGAGAAAGGGCUUGAAGCUGAAGAAGAGCGUGCUAACCCAGGCUCCCUUAUGA
Otolemur garnettii (small-eared galago) is the source of this 2025-nucleotide messenger RNA. RefSeq names its product signal peptide peptidase like 2C (gene SPPL2C). The record is from RefSeq and is a predicted model, not a curated record. The transcript has a single exon. Gene Ontology annotation, molecular function: aspartic endopeptidase activity, intramembrane cleaving. The coding region runs from base 4 to 2025 and encodes 673 amino acids. Gene Ontology annotation, cellular component: cytoplasmic side of endoplasmic reticulum membrane; lysosomal membrane; Golgi-associated vesicle membrane. NCBI's taxonomy places the organism in Eukaryota, Metazoa, Chordata, Mammalia, Primates, Galagidae. Gene Ontology annotation, biological process: membrane protein proteolysis.